UGUUUUGUUUUUGUGGCCAAAGUUUUUAGCGAGGUAAUGUCUGUGAUUUCCACCUUCUCUUCAUAUAGAUGUUAAAAUGAUGAAACUCUCUCUCCCUCUGGAAUUCAUUGCAGUCAUGACAUCUCCUCUGGUCCUGUAUAGAAUGUACCUUGCAGCCUGUUGCUGAACUGUUAUGACAUGUCUCUAGCAAUCAGAAAGAGAAGCUGGGAAGAACAUGUGACCCAGUGGAUGGGCUUGCCUUUUAAUUCUGUUGAGUAUAAUACAGCAUGUCAUCAUGGACUUGUAGCUGAUAACUUUCAAGAAAGUAUGGAAAAAGAUGAAGUUUUGAAUGUGGACCGGAAAGAAAAAUGUGCUUCUUUACCAGACUGCUGUCAUGGUGGAGAACUGAUUGGCUUCCCUGCAAAGCUGCUUAGCAACAUUUCAAAAGAGGUGGAUGAAAAUGAUAACCAUGAGGAUGAGGAGCAUUUUCUUUCUUUGGAGGCCAGCACAGAAACUUUGGUCCAUAUUUCUGAUGGUGAUGAUGACGAUGUUUCAAACCUCUGUUUGGAUAAAGUUAACCACCAGUUCACUAUUGGAAGGAAACUAACAGAUGAAGAGCAGAGUUUAGGAGGAGCAGGCUCCUUAACAAAUAUGGUAGCAAUGAUUAAAACAAACAGGGAAUCUAACAUUUCUGAAACAAUAGGAGAUAUUGAUGAACUUGACUAUGACACAGUCCCCAACGAAGAGAAGGAAGAAGAGGACAUUUGUGGCAGUAUUGGGAAAACCCUGGAGCUUUGUAAUUAUAAAGGCUUAAAUGAAGUAAUAGAUGCCCCAAGAGAAAAUCUCUCCAGUUCUCUAAAUGUGAAGGAAAUUAUGCCUGAGAAACAGCUGCUUCAUACUGCUGUAAUUGCACAACAGCGUAGGAAAUGUGAUGCUCCUAAAGAUAGGCAUGAAAAGGCUGACUAUAACGUGGUCCAGGGUGAGUUUUCUCCUGGUCUGUAUACUGGCAGUGGUAGACAACCAUUCUCAAAAGCAGACUCCAGCAACUACCUUAUGCAAUCUCCUCUCAGUUCCCAUAUAAUGUCAAUGGAAAAUGGACUGGAUGAAAGUGGUUACACAGAACCUCAAGUGGUUCCUGAAAAAAAAUGCCUUACAAAUAUCAGUCCAGUGGAAGGCACGCAAUAUUUACAUUUGAAGGAUAAUCUGUCCACCCAUGAAUCUACAGACAAUCAAGUGAAACUGCGCAAAAGAAAGGAAAUGAGAGAAGAUCGAGAUCGGUCACGAUUGGACUCCAUGGUGCUGCUAAUUAUGAAACUGGACCAGCUCGAUCAGGAUAUUGAAAAUGCUCUCAGUACAGGCUCUUCACCAUCCAGCACCCCAACGUACAAACGGAGGCAUAUACCUGAUUUGGAAUCUGGCUCUGCAAGUGGAGCAGACGUUGUUUCAAUAAGUCACUCCCAAACACACUUGCCUCCUGAUAUCCAUGCUGCUGACCUAACAUCUCCAUGUCCAAUGGCUGGCUCUGGAGCUAAACCCAAGGCUGGGGCUAUGCCAGUUAUUUCAGAAAAGGAGAAGGCUGAAAUUGAGGCCAAGGAAGCGUGUGAUUGGCUACGAGCAGCAGGGUUUCCACAGUAUGCUCAGCUUUACGAAGAUCUCCUAUUUCCCAUUGACAUCACUUUAGUCAAGCGAGAGCAUGACUUUCUGGACAGAGAUGCCAUUGAGGCCUUAUGCAGGCGCUUAAAUACUUUAAACAAAUGUGCAGUGAUGAAGCUAGAAAUUAGUCCACAUCGGAAAAGGAGUGAAGAUUCCGAUGAAGAUGAGCCUUGUGCAAUAAGUGGUAAAUGGACUUUUCAAAGGGACAGCAAGAGGUGGUCCAGGCUUGAAGAGUUUGACGUCUUCCCUCCAAAACAGGAUUUGAAUCCCUCAUCCCCAGAAGCGCCUCUCCUGACGAAUGCAGCUAGCCAUGAAAGCGUACUGACAGACCUCAGCGAGCGUCAGGAGGUAGCUUCCAUUCACAGCACCAGCAGCACCAGUAGCCACCAAGUCACCCUCCAGAGCGAGGCAACUACCACCAGAACAAACUCAGUCGUUAGCGUUUGCUCAUCAGGAAACUUCAUAACGAACGAUGACUCCUUCGGUAGCCUGCCCUCGCCUAAGGAGCUGUCUAGCUUCAGCUUCAACAUGAAAGCCAAUGAAAAGAAUGCCAGGUCUAAAACGAAGAGCCUGUUAAAGAGGAUGGAGAGCCUGAAAAUCAAGAGCUCUCACCAUGGCAAAAAUAAAGCCCCUUCCAAGCUGGGUCUUAUUAUCAGUGGGCCCAUCCUAAAAGAAGGCCUGGAUGAGGACAAGCUAAAACAGUUUAACUGCGUGGAAAUUUCUACCCUCAAUGGCAAUCAUAUUAAUGUCCCUAUGGUACGAAAAAGGAGCGUCUCCAAUUCCACCCAGACCAGCAGUAGUGGCAGUCAGUCUGAGACAAGCAGCGCUGUCAGCACACCCAGCCCCGUCACAAGAACACGCAGCCUCAGUGCGUAUAAUAAAAGGGUGGGAAUGUACCUCGAAGGCUUCGACCCCUUCAACCAAUCAACCUUCAGUGAUGUCAUGGAGCAGAACUUUAAGAACAGGGGAAGUUUUGCAGAAGACACUGUAUUUUUUAUCCCUGAAGACCACAAGCCAGGUACCUUUCCCAAAGCGCUCUCCAAUGGUAACUUCUCCCCAUCAGAGAGCAACUCUUCGGUGAACUGGAGAACUGGGAGCUUUCAUGGACAUGGCCAUCUCUCCCUCAGGAGGGAGAACAGUGCAGAAAGCUCCAAGGAACUGAGCACUGGGAAAAGGCGCAACUCCUCUAGCUCAGUGGGCAGCCGCCUUAGCAUUUAUGACAAUGUACCAGGCUCAAUUCUGUAUUCCAGUACAGGUGACCUGGCGGACCUCGAGAAUGAAGACAUCUUUCCAGAGCUGGAUGAUAUCCUGUACCACGUAAAAGGGAUGCAGAAAAUAGUGAACCAGUGGUCAGAGAAGUUUUCAGAUGAAGGGGACUCUGAUUCAGCACUAGAUUCAGUUUCCCCAUGCCCUUCCUCUCCAAAGCAGAUUCACCUUGAUGUAAAUAAUGAUCGAACAACCCCCAGUGACCUUGACAGUACAGGAAAUUCCUUGACUGAGACUGAAGAGCCCUCAGGAAUGCAGGACAGAAGGGACUCUGGGGUGGGUGCAUCACUGACACGGUCCAACAGGCACAGACUGAGAUGGCACAGCUUUCAGAGCUCCCACGGGCCCAGUUUGAGCUCUGUGUCAUUACAGAUUAAUAGCCAGUCUGUGGCACAGAUGAACCUACUGCAGAAAUACUCUCUUUUGAAGUUAACUGCCCUCCUGGAGAAAUACACACCUUCCAAUAAGCAUGGCUUCAGCUGGGCUGUACCAAAGUUUAUGAAAAGGAUUAAGGUCCCAGAUUAUAAAGACCGGAAUGUGUUUGGAGUUCCCCUGCCAAUUAAUGUCCAGCGUACAGGGCAGCCUCUUCCACAGAGCAUUCAGCAAGCCAUGCGGUACCUCCGCAACCACUGUUUGGAUCAGGUUGGACUGUUCAGGAAAUCUGGAGUCAAGUCAAGAAUCCAGGCUUUGCGCCAAAUGAAUGAGAGCUCAACAGACAGCGUUAACUAUGAAGGCCAGUCUGCUUACGAUGUGGCAGACAUGCUAAAGCAGUACUUUCGUGAUCUACCUGAGCCGCUCAUGACCAACAAACUCUCUGAGACAUUCUUACAGAUCUACCAAUAUGUGCCAAAGGAUCAGCGGCUCCAGGCUAUCAAGGCUGCUGUUAUGCUUCUACCCGAUGAGAACAGGGAGGUCCUACAGAUUCUUCUUUAUUUCCUGAGUGAUGUCACCGCUGCAGUGAAGGAAAACCAGAUGACACCAACAAACCUUGCUGUGUGUUUAGCACCUUCCCUCUUCCACUUAAAUACUCUCAAGAGAGAGAAUUCUUCUCCAAGGGUGAUGCAGAGAAAACAGAGUUUGGGCAAACCUGAUCAGAAAGAUUUAAAUGAAAACAUGGCUGCAACUCAAGGCCUCGCCCAUAUGAUUGCUGAGUGCAAGAAGCUUUUCCAGAUUCCCGAAGAAAUGAGUAGAUGUCGGAAUUCUUACACAGAGCAAGACCUGAGGCCUUUAAGCCUGGAGGAACUUGGGCGAAUCAGCAGUACGGAGCCUUCAGACUAUCAUUGCUACCUUCAGGACUGCAUGGAUGACCUGCUUAAAGAGAUGAAGGACAAGUUCAAAGGCUGGGUCAGCUAUUCCACAUCAGAACAAGCAGAGCUGGCCUACAAGAAGGUGUGUGAAGGACCCCCGCUCCGGCUGUGGAAAGCCACCAUUGAAGUCCCUGCUGUGCCUGAAGAGGUUUUAAACCGUUUACUUAAAGAGCAGCAUCUUUGGGAUGAAGAUCUCCUGGAUUCUAAAGUAAUUGAAACUUUGGACAGUCAGACAGAUGUAUACCAGUAUGUCCAGAACAGCAUGGCACCACACCCAGCCAGAGACUCUGUGAUUUUAAGAACAUGGAGGACAAAUUUAUCCAAAGGAGCUUGUGUGCUGUUAGCCUCCUCGGUGGAUCAUGACCGUGCUCCAGUGGUUGGUGUUAGAGUUAAUGUGCUUUUGUCCAGGUAUCUGAUUGAACCCUGCGGGUCAGGAAAAUCCAAACUCACCUACAUGUGCAGAAUUGAUUUAAGGGGCCACAUGCCAGAAUGGUACACUAAGUCUUUUGGACACCUAUGUGCAUCUGAAGUUGCUAAAAUCAGAGACUCUUUCAGUAAUAAAGAAGUAAAAUCCAGGUGACUACAACUACGCAUUAAACCCAUCAUCAAUGUACACAUUCCUAGCAACUGAAGACUGUCGAAUGGAUGACAUGCAAUUGGUGUCUUGGAAGACUAAUAUAUUUAAUUGGACUGUGACCAUCCCAUACAUUUUAAAGCUGCUUCCUGUCUGUGUAAGGUCUGUAGUAUAGACCUUGACUGGAAUAUAUAGGCUGACUGUGUGCAAAACAAAACAAAAAAUCAAAACUGUAUAUUGUACUAUUACUAGAUGGUUUGAGUUGCUUCUGAGAAGCAAAACUCUUAAUACAAAUAUAUUAUGGAAUGGGGUAAAGAUACUUCAUUCCCAUGUGAUAUUAGCUUUAUGUACAUACCUGUCAUUUUAUUUGUAAUGUGUUGAGGGACUGGUGUAUCCACUGGAAUAGCUGGUACUCUUCAAUGUGCUCUCAUGGAGAGAAGCAAAGAAAGGUUUGCACAGAGAUAAGUGUGAAUGAGUGUAAUUGUUGAAAGGAAUAGCUAGAAGCAUGGUGUCUGGUACACUGAUAUGGAUCCACAGAAUGGAUUUUAAUGUAUUGGAUACAGUUCAACCUGGAAUCUCUGACUACCCAAUGGACCAGCAGCAGCAAUCCUUCAUUCUUGCCUGUUUUGUGUUGUUAACAUUGUUAACCUGUAAGCAAUUGUUAUAGUAGACUUGCUCUGUCUGUUUCAUACCCACAUGAUCUUUUUAGGAGUGAUUAGCAAAUUUACUGCAAUACAGAAUACACUUGUAAACUAUGUAGAUUGAAGUAGUGUUGAAAUUCUUCUCUAGUGGCCAAAAAAGCCAGUAAUGUCAAAUUGUUUUAUUGCCUAAAAAUGAAUAUUUGUUGCAUUUACUCCUGGAUGUGUUGUAAUAAUUGUACAUGAUCAUGGUAUGUUUUGCUAUAUCCUAAUGGUUUUUAAGAAGAAAAUGUAGACAUAGGAAUCCUGAUGGCAGGACGCCUAAGGCAGCAGACAGAGUAAGUUGACUAGAAAGAUUCAUAUGGAUUUUUCUCUUUUACCUGCCUUUCUGAAAGCUGCACAUUAACAUGAAGCUUUGAGAGCUUCAAUGUGAGCCAUUUAAUUUUUUAAAAACCCUUUGGAUAUUUCUCACUGACAAUCAUGUUAUGGAAGUAGGAAACCAAGAGGUCCUCUGGAAAAGGUGGUCUUUAUGCAGGUUUUACUAUAAAGUACGGAUUUGAUUUAGAGAUGCAGUAUUAUGUGAAAAAUGUAUUUUGUGACUGAGGGUAUGAAUGAGUUGCAAGGUGGCUGAAACUUUUUGUUACCGUUGUCAGUAUUAGUUUUAUUUUUUUUAAUGGCAAAUGUAUUAGUUUUCUCAUGAAUAAGGAGCCCUUCUAUAUUCAAUUUGAAACUCUUUGAAUUUGUAAAAUCAUAUGGUGUACAUACCAGUCUAUCGUAAAUAUGUAUACUUGCCCACAGUGUACUGUCAAACAUAAGUAAAGCAUGAUAAAGAUAAUUAUUUAAAAUAUACUUGUAUUUAUACCUCAGAUAUGCUUUUGAGUGUUUGUACCUCAAGUAUUUGUUUUCCUUCUAUUGUAAAUAUGCUUUACAUGAUUAAGGUCUAAGAGAGAACACAAGAGGAAAAAGUUUAUAACUUGGUAUAUGUCUGUACAGAGUAUAAUCAAUAAGUGCACUAUUAAAUGUUUAAAACUGG
Malaclemys terrapin pileata is the source of this 6450-nucleotide messenger RNA. RefSeq names its product DLC1 Rho GTPase activating protein (gene DLC1). Gene Ontology annotation, molecular function: protein binding; GTPase activator activity; lipid binding. The coding region runs from base 178 to 4785 and encodes 1535 amino acids. Gene Ontology annotation, cellular component: membrane raft; focal adhesion. The transcript is spliced from 18 exons. Gene Ontology annotation, biological process: actin cytoskeleton organization; regulation of Rho protein signal transduction; signal transduction. NCBI's taxonomy places the organism in Eukaryota, Metazoa, Chordata, Testudines, Emydidae. The record is from RefSeq and is a predicted model, not a curated record.